Trichoplusia ni (cabbage looper) is the source of this 629-nucleotide messenger RNA. RefSeq names its product pupal cuticle protein C1B-like. The record is from RefSeq and is a predicted model, not a curated record. The transcript is spliced from 2 exons. NCBI's taxonomy places the organism in Eukaryota, Metazoa, Arthropoda, Insecta, Lepidoptera, Noctuidae. The coding region runs from base 336 to 575 and encodes 79 amino acids.
UCGGGUUGCUAUGUUGCUUACUAUAUUUUAUAGCGUACAUUCUACGUCAAUAACUAUACAAUAAUUACAUUCAUUUAAUAUUAAUGAAUUGUUUUCGAAUUGAAAAAUAAGAUUCGCUAUAGUUUAAUCCUAACACCAUUAUUGACUUAUUAUGUGAUAAGGAAUCACAAUUCAUUGACACUUUUGCCUCGAACUCGUUAAUUAUUCCUCGCACGGCCGCAAGCUCAAUUGAACCCACGUUGCAUACAGUUAGCCUUCUCAAUUACUAUAAAAUUGGUAGCAAUUGUAUUCCUCGUAUCAUUCAGUGCAGUAGCAUCUCAGUGAAAACAAUCAAAAUGUUCAAGUCUAUGUUGGUACUCGCUUGCUUGAUGGCCGUGGCUGUGGCUACCCCCGAACCCAAGCCGGGCGUGCUGUACAGCGCGGCGUACACGGCGCCCGUGGCGGCGGCGUACACCGCGCCCGUGGCGGCCGCGUACACUGCGCCGCUCGCCUAUUCCGCAUACACCGCGCCGCUCGCCGCCUACUCCGCCUACCCCUACGCCUCGCCCUACGCCGCCUACUACCUGCGCAAGUGAUCUGAACAAAUCGGCAAAACAUAUAAACGAUUAAAAUGAUUAUCACUACCUAAA